UCGCCUGCUCCUUCCAGCAACUCUUCACUCUCCACUCCCGAGCACUACAAACAAACGGACGCUAGGGGAUCUCCAUGACGGCUCUCUGCUGAUCGCUCCUCUUUUGCGCUUUUAUUUAUUUUCUUUUAUUAGUUUAUCCCUGCGCGCGGCGGUUAAAUGCGCUGAUUCUAUCGAUCGGCCCGUUUUCUGCCCUCCUGCUUUCCUCUACUGGAGAGAAACUCGAAUAAUGUCCUAUCCUCAGGGUUACCUCUACCAGCCCCCGGGCUCUCUGGCGCUGUACUCCUGUCCGCUGGCCGCCCCGAGGAGUGAGGAGCUGGCCCGGUCCUCGUCCGGUUCAGCGUUCAGCCCGUACCCCGGAUCAGCUGCGUUCACAGCCUCGGCCAGCGGAUUCUCCAGCCCUCUGUCCUACUCUACAGAUCCAGCCACGGGAUUCCCGUCCUACAUGGGGUCUCCGUAUGACGCGCACACUACGGGGAUGGCAGGAGCCAUAAGUUAUCACCCGUACGGGAGUCCCGGUUACCCGUACCAGCUGAAUGAUCCCGCUUACCGGAAAAAUGCCACGCGGGACGCGACAGCGACGUUAAAAGCGUGGCUGCAGGAGCACAGGAAAAACCCUUAUCCCACAAAAGGAGAAAAGAUCAUGCUGGCCAUCAUCACGAAAAUGACCCUCACGCAAGUGUCCACCUGGUUCGCUAAUGCCAGACGGAGACUCAAGAAGGAGAACAAGAUGACAUGGGCACCGCGGAAUAAAAGUGAAGAUGAGGAUGAAGACGACGGCGAUGGAGAGAGAAAAGAUGAGCGACCGGAUAAAACCAUGGACAACAGCGAAGCGUCUGCGGAGGACGAAGGGAUCAGUUUGCACGUCGAUGCCCUGACAGAUCACUCCUGCUCAGUGGAAUCGGACGGAGAGAAGGUCACGUGUAGGACCGGGGACCUGGUUUGUGAUUCUGGACCUGAUACCAAGGACAAAUGCGACGCGAGCGAUCUCGACACGGGCCGCGAGGAGAGGCAUAGAGGCCCGUCACCCAAGCCGGUGACCUCUCCCCCUCUGACUGGGGUGGAGGCCCCUCUCUUGACCCAUCAUCACAGAGAGGACACCCGAAACAGCACCAACAAAACAUGCCUUGACGGUCAAAACCAAACCGUCAAACCUAAACUAUGGUCAUUAGCUGAGAUCGCCACUUCGGACCCAAAGCAGCAUCAGCAUCAGCACUUGGGACAGAACUGUCCCCCGGGCGUUGGCCUUUUGACCUCCACGGCGCCCAGCGCGUCCCCGGCGGGCGCAGUCUACCCCGCCACUUCCAUAUUAGGAAGACCUCUUUAUUACACCUCUCCGUUUUAUAGUAAUUACACAAACUAUGGCAACUUCAGCCCGCUGCAGGGCCAAGGGAUACUGCGCUAUAAUUCAGCUGGGGAGGGACUUCUGCACAAACAGAGUUGCGACCCCCUACUAAAGACUAAUCCAAACCAGACUGAACAACAUUUCAGGGCCUCCAAUGCAGAAUCCAAAAAAGACCCCACCGAGGUUUUCACAGUAAGACACCAGUCUUACCUGUCGAGUUAAAGACGAGGAAGAUCGUUCAAGUAGGUGUCACAAUUGCUUUGAACAAAGCGAACAAGCCAUCACCUCUCUCUCUCUAUCUCUCUCUCUCCCCAAGCUGUUUUAAACUAACAUUCGCUCCUUACGCGGAUCCUUUUGUGUGCCACUGUACACCCACGGACUACAGAGCACCUGCCUAUAUUACAAUAACACGUUCGAUUACGGGAAAGAAAAGAAAAAAAAAGAAAAGAAAAGAGCAUUUUUUAAGGCACAAUAGCCAGUCUGGUUUGGAUGAAUCUUUCAUUUAUCGAUGAAGUACUUUUUUCCCCCAACAUAUGUGACUUUUCGAUGAGGAAACUUAUUUCUCAGGAUCCUUAUAGUAGCUUCAUUGCCACCGGUUACAUGUACACGCGGGACAUUAUAGACUUCCUAUAAGACUUUAUGUGCUAGAGGUGUGAAGUGUAAACGAGAACUCGGGACUGGUAUAAACUUGACUAAGAGUGGAAUACAUUUGAUAUUUAUUUUUGUAAUGCCUAUAAUUUAUGCAAGUUGUAUUGCAAUGGUAAAUGAACAUUGUUUUGUAAAUAAAUUAUGAUUGGUUUUUAUUUAAAAAAGCCGAAGUUACACAAUGUUGUUAACAAGGAGACUUUUACUAAUUUAUAUAUCUGAUUGUAAAUAAAAUGCGCUAGUCUGCACUGGCA
This is a messenger RNA of Rhinichthys klamathensis goyatoka, 2241 nucleotides long. RefSeq names its product iroquois homeobox 2a (gene irx2a). Gene Ontology annotation, molecular function: DNA-binding transcription factor activity, RNA polymerase II-specific; RNA polymerase II cis-regulatory region sequence-specific DNA binding. Gene Ontology annotation, biological process: neuron differentiation; regulation of transcription by RNA polymerase II; cell development. The transcript is spliced from 5 exons. The record is from RefSeq and is a predicted model, not a curated record. Bases 227 to 1564 code for a protein of 445 amino acids. Gene Ontology annotation, cellular component: nucleus. NCBI's taxonomy places the organism in Eukaryota, Metazoa, Chordata, Actinopteri, Cypriniformes, Leuciscidae.